Messenger RNA from Zingiber officinale, 3353 nucleotides. Its product is annotated as glutamate receptor 3.1-like. Gene Ontology annotation, molecular function: glutamate-gated receptor activity. NCBI's taxonomy places the organism in Eukaryota, Viridiplantae, Streptophyta, Magnoliopsida, Zingiberales, Zingiberaceae. The transcript has 7 exons. The record is from RefSeq and is a predicted model, not a curated record. The coding region runs from base 384 to 3119 and encodes 911 amino acids. Gene Ontology annotation, cellular component: plasma membrane.
GAAUCAAAUCCCCUUGGCAAAAGCAACUCCCAUUGCAAAAGAUUUUGCAGAUCAAACAGCGAACUACGACACUAAGCGAAGCAUGGAGGAGAUGAAUAUGAGCGGGGCUAGCAUCACAAAAGCAUUGCUUGCGGUCGUCGAAUCGGAUUCCUGUCUUCUCCCAGUCUGUUACAGGGCGGUUGCCGAGCUUUUCCGGUCCGGAAUCCCAGGACAAUGUGAAUGGUGUGGUGAUUCUCGUGAUUUGCUCCUGCGGCUUCUAUUUAAGCACUCAGGUGCGAGAUCAAAGUCGAGGGGCGAUCUGUAAUUGCUUGGAGCCUUAGAGAUAGCAAGAACCAGUGAUUUUGAUAAGCGAGAGCGAAGAGCCAUAAGGAAAGAUCACCGUGAUGCUGUCCCUGCUUCCGCUCCUCCUAUGCAUUUUCUCAAGCACCAUUCGGGCGGCACAGGGACCCUCGCCAAGGCCUUCCGUCGUGCACGUUGGAGCUCUCCUAACAUUCGAUUCCACCAUCGGAAGAGUCGCCAAGGUCGCCAUCGAUGCCGCAAGGGAGGAUGUCAACUCCGAUCCUGCUGUUCUUGCAGGCACCAGGCUGGAUGUUGAAAUGAGGGACACCAAUUGCAGUGGGUUCCUUGGCAUGGCGGAAGCUAUGCAGUUCAUGGAGUUGGAUACCGUUGCAAUAGUUGGGCCACAGUGCUCGACCAUUGCUCAUGUUAUCUCUCACGUUGCCAAUGAGCUCCAUGUUCCUUUGCUCUCAUUUUCAGCCACAGACCCUACUCUUACCGCACUUGAAUACCCCUACUUUGUGCGAACAACACAAAGUGAUCUGUUCCAAAUGGCUGCAAUAGCAGCAAUAGUAGACUACUUCCAGUGGAAGCAGGUGAUUGCUGUAUAUGUUGAUGAUGAUUAUGGCAGAAAUGGAAUAGCUGCCUUAAGUGAUGUGCUUGCUGAAAAGCGCUGCAAGUUAGCUUAUAAAGCUUCACUUUCGCCUACAGCAACAAGGACUGAUGUCACAAAUUUACUAGUGAAGAUUGCAUUGAUGGAAUCUCGCAUUAUCGUGUUGCAUUCGAAUCAAGAUUAUGGUCCUAUGAUUCUUUCUGUGGCAUAUUAUCUUGAAAUGAUGUCUAAUGGGUAUGUUUGGAUCUCGACAGAUUGGCUUUCUUCUCUGUUAGAUUCCAAAGGACCUCUUUCUUCCUACACAAUGUCCACAAUGCAAGGGAUCAUUACACUUCGCCAGCACACAGAAGAAUCGGACAGGAAGAGUGAUUUAAUUUCUAGGUGGAGCAACUUGACCAGAAAGGAGAGCGGGAACUUUCGACUUAACUCUUAUGGUUUCUAUGCGUAUGAUACUGUGUGGAUGUUGGCUAAGGCAAUAGACUCUUUCUUUGAUGAUGGUGGAAUCAUUUCCUUCUCGAAUGAUUCAAGAUUACAAGAUUCCACAGCGGGAACUCUUCACCUUGAUGCAAUGAAUAUAUUUAAUGGCGGAGAUCUUCUGCUUGAUAAGGUAAGAAGCACCCAUUUUGACGGCAGCACUGGAGUUUUUCAGUUUGAUUUCGAUGGGAAUCUCAUUCAUCCGGCAUAUGAUAUUAUAAAUGUGAUUGGAACUGGAUCAAGAACUAUUGGCUACUGGUCCAAUUAUUCCGGUUUAUCAGUUGUGCCUCCUGAAACCUUGUAUACAAAGCCACUUAAUGUUUCUCCUUCAAGGGAUCAACUCUACAGCGUCAUCUGGCCCGGUGAAACAACAAUUAGACCUCGAGGAUGGGUCUUUCCUAACAAUGGGAAAGAACUAAAAAUUGGUUACCCUCUAAGAGUUGGUUAUACGGAAUUCGUCUCAAAGUCACCAACAACUGACACUGCUAAAGGUUACUGCAUUGAUGUCUUUACUGCUGCUGUCAACUUACUGCCUUAUGCUGUUCCUUUCAAGUUGAUACCAUUUGGGGAUGGGCAUGACAAUCCUAACUACACAGCACUGGUAAAUAUGGUUGCCACACAGGAAUUUGAUGCUGCUGUUGGUGAUAUCGCCAUUGUUACUAGUCGGACGAAGAUUGUUGACUUCACACAGCCAUAUUUGUCUUCUGGUCUUGUUAUAUUAGCUCCAAUCAGAAGGCACAAAUCAAAUGCUUGGGCAUUCCUACAACCCUUUACUCUGGAGAUGUGGUGUGUUAUAGGCAUUUUAUUUAUCAUGAUAGGAACUGUAGUUUGGACGCUUGAACACCGGCUCAAUGAUGAGUUUCGUGGCCCUCCAAGGAAACAAUUGAUCACAAUCUUUUGGUUCAGCUUCUCAACCUUGUUUUUUGCACACAGAGAGAGCACUGUGAGCACGCUAGGACGUUCAGUGCUACUAAUCUGGCUUUUUGUGGUACUGAUCAUCCAAUCUAGCUACACUGCAAGCUUGACAUCGAUCCUCACAGUGCAAAAGCUCUCAACGACCGUAGAAGGAAUUGAUAGCUUGAGAACCGGCAAUGGAUUUAUCGGGUUUCAGGUUGGUUCGUUUGCUGAAAAUUAUAUGGUCGAGGAGCUAAGGAUUCCCAGAUCCAGACUUAAAGCCCUCUCGCCAGAAGAGUAUGCCGAAGCCCUUGAACUGGGCUCCGAUAAUGGAGGUGUUACUGCCAUUGUCGAUGAACUUGGCUACGUUGAGAUUUUCCUAUCAAAAAAUUGCCAAUUCUCAAUCGUUGGACCAGAAUUUACCAAAAAUGGCUGGGGUUUUGUCUUCCAAAGGGACUCUCCUUUAGCGGUUGACAUGUCGACAGCAAUUCUCACUUUGUCUGAGAAUGGAGAUCUCCAGAGGAUCCACGACAAAUGGUUCACAAGGGCUGCUUGCUUCUCUGAAUCAGAAGAAAUCGAUUCAGAACGGCUCAGUCUUAGCAGCUUCUGGGGGUUGUUUCUCAUAUGUGGGAUCUCAUGCUUCUUGGCUCUCCUCAUAUACUUAACCGGCGUGAUAUACCAGUACAUCCAUCUACCUUCCACUCAUCAGCAAGACCCUUCCAGCCAUAGAAUGUCUAAAUUGGGACGCAGCUUUCGCGAGUUCUUUUCGUUUCUCAACGACAAGGAAGAGGACGUCGAGAAGAGAUAUUCUCAGAGAGGACACAAGCCCGACGGUGAUGUCUCUGUUAACCUUGAAACAUGAGGAUGAUGUAUGUAUAUGUGCUCGGUAUAUAUAUCAUACUUGUCAGGGUUCAGUUGUCCUUUACUUGAAACAUCAGUUGUUUCGAUGGAUUGCCAACCAUGAAGCAAAUGGCGAUGGGCCUAAUGUAAUAUCGGUGUGUAAGGAUGCAUGACUUCUCUGAUUUGAGUAGCUCUGAAUCCAAAAUGUUAUUAGAGAUCAACACGAACAUUAUAGUACUUUCAAUAAAGCUACUAU